CGUCCAUCAAAACUGCCGUUCCAACAUGGCUGCGUCCGUUGCGCGGUCAUGCUGUCGAGUUCAUUCACGUGUCGUAUUCAGAAAAACAUCUUAUUUAAAAGCUUCACUCCACUGUUCUCCAUCUAGAAGAAGCGGGCUGCUCUCCUCCCUUUAUAACCGAGGCCUCCUGAAGGAGUCGUUCCCUGAGCGCGCGGCUCAAGCGGAACUCCCGGAUCUGCUCCGCUCCGGUCCGCAGACCGUCUACUGCGGCUUCGACCCGACCGCGGACAGCCUGCACGCCGGGAACCUGCUCGCCGUCGUCGGCCUGCUGCACUUCAGAGCCGCGGGGCACGACAUCAUCGCGCUGCUCGGCGGAGCCACGGCGCAGAUCGGGGAUCCGAGCGGGAGGUCGGCCGAGAGAGAGCGCCUCUCGCCGGCCGCGGUGGAGCAGAACUCCCGCGGGAUUCUGGAGAGCCUCCACCGGAUCUUCGCCCACCACGAGCUGCACUUCUGCCCGGACUCGAGUAGGCUGGGCCGGCUUGCGGUGCUCAAUAACCGCAGCUGGUACAAGGACUGGAGCGUGCUGGAGUUCUUCUCGGAGGUCGGCAGGAGCUUUCGGAUGGGAACGAUGCUCAGCCGCCACAGCGUCCAGUCUCGGCUGAAGGGCUCGGAGGGCAUGAGCUUCACCGAGUUCUCCUACCAGAUCUUCCAGGCGUUUGACUUCUACCGUUUACAUCAGCUGCACGGCUGCAGGAUCCAGCUGGGCGGAACCGAUCAACUGGGGAACAUCACGAGUGGACACGAGCUCAUCCACAGAAAGACGGGAGAGGAGGUGUACGGCCUGACGGUUCCGCUCGUCACCACCUCGAUGGGAGAUAAACUGGGGAAGACGGCUGGCAACGCUGUGUGGCUGAACAGAGACAAAACCUCCCCCUUUGAGUUCUACCAGUACUUCCUCCGCUUGCCAGAUAACAGCGUGGAGCGCUACCUGAAGCUCUUCACCUUCCUGUCUCUGUCUGAGGUGGAGAAGGUGAUGGAGCAGCAGAAGCAGGAUCCGGGCAAACGCAUCGCCCACAAACGCCUGGCCGCUGAAGUCACCAAGCUGGUCCACGGGAAAGAGGGCUUAGAAAGCGCCAAAAGGUGCACCAAUGCUCUGUACCACAGUAAUAUUCAGGCUCUGGAGCAGAUGAGUGACACUGAACUCCAGCAGCUUUUCCGAGAGGCUCCGUUCCACGAGGUUUUCCUGGAUCCAGGAGCGACGGUGCUGGACGCCUGCAGAAGAGCGCAAGCCAUUCCUGACGGCCCGCGCGGGUAUCAGAUGAUCAAGGACGGUGGCGUUUGGAUCAACCACCAGAGGGCAGCAAACCCCGAGCAAGUUCUGGUUCUGGGUCAACACAUCCUCUCUAAUGGACUCAGCCUGAUCCGAGUGGGAAAGAGGAACUUUUACAUCCUAAAGUGGCUUAGUAUGUGAAUUGCCAACUCGGAAAUACGCAUCUUUGCUCCACAGACAAAGCGAACCCCAUCCCAGAGCCUUCAGGAUUUAUAAAAGCAUAUAAAAAUGCAUUUUUGUAUGUGUGCCACUGCGGAAAAUCCCAAAGCUCGCCAGCAGAGCUCUGUUUUGGUUCAGGACAGUAACCUGUGCUCUGUCUGCUUGAACUUAUCAAAGACUUUGAAAUGAUAUGUUGAAUUGAAUUGUGCUGCUGUGUUGAGAAACCCCGUGUGAGUGUCUGUGGAUUAUAUCAAAGACGUGAGAACAGACUUUGCCUGGUUUGUGCCUGUUUUAUUCGGACAAAUUACACGGUUUGAUGUGUGAAUACGAUCUUGAUUUUAAAUCACACUGGAAAACUGGGUUCCGUUCAACUCUUUAAUUAAGCAUUUUUAUGUGAAAUUUUACGGGGGUUUUUUUCCUUUAUUUUUCCCCAGUUCGGCUUCUGAGGCGAAACUGACAUGAGUGUGAAGCAAUAUGAUGGUAUACAUGAAUGAAAUUAAAUAUGAUUUGAUUUAUAUAGUUAAAGUUCAA
Molecule: messenger RNA, 1999 nt
Organism: Sinocyclocheilus rhinocerous
Lineage: Eukaryota; Metazoa; Chordata; Actinopteri; Cypriniformes; Cyprinidae
Gene: yars2
Product: tyrosyl-tRNA synthetase 2, mitochondrial
Exons: 5
Coding region: 26-1450 (474 amino acids)
Biological process (GO): tyrosyl-tRNA aminoacylation
Cellular component (GO): mitochondrion; cytosol
Molecular function (GO): RNA binding; tyrosine-tRNA ligase activity; ATP binding
Source: RefSeq, a predicted model, not a curated record